UUCUUGUUGAAGAGCACUACAAAAAAUGGGCAUUUAUUGGAUUUUCUCUCAAGAAGCAUGCAUUUUGACGACUCUUUGUUUGAGGAUGCCUCUAAAGAAGAAGAUAAGCGAGUUGACGCAAGCCAAAUCAAGUAUGACGCCAAGAGAUGCGAGCUCAAUUGGUUUACAGAGCCCCAUGAUGAUGGUGAUGGUGACUUCAUGCUGAUCAAGUUCAGAGCAGAUUUGCUGUACCUUCAGAAGCAGUAUGCUGCAGCUGUGCCUGGAUACGAGGCCUCCCUGAGGUCUGUACCCCCCUCAAACGGUGUGGUGGUGAGAGAGUUAACAGAGUCCCUCGCCAGAUGCUGGCUACACUUGGAGCGGCCGGGGAUGGCAUUGGAGAAGGCAUGUCUACUGGUUCAGCCACCUCAUGAGAAUGACUCCAGUGCUUGGAAGCUGAUAGGAGAUUGUCAGGGAGCGUUGACUCAAACAGAAGCUCAAGUGGUCUCUCUCCAAAAGUGUACUUUAAAGCAGAGAUAUCAGUUCAACUAUUGGACGAGUCUAAGUGUUGCCUACGGUGAUCUGAGUCAGAAGUUUUCAUCAGAGGGACCAGCCGACGGAUUUGACUGGACAGAGCUUGGCUCUAUAUUGGAGACAACUGUGACAUUGUUUAGACCAUACUUUAGCUGGGUAUCACUGACAGACAAACUUACAGCAACCACACUGAUUUCAGAAGAAACUAUUCCCAAGCAUGAGAGUUCAACUGACUUCUCCUGUCAUGAAUGUUGUAUCCUCAACGGCUGUCACAGCUCGUAUGCAGAUGUAGUACUGGAUAUAGCCACCAAGAAAUGUUUGUGUGUGAGCUUCAAGACAGCCUCUUCCCUGUGUCUGCCCCAUCACCCCUUCACCAUGCUCAGUAGUGGGCGUGUCAGUAUGGCGGACUGUGUGGCUAUGAUGGAGAGACUGUACUCGUGUGGUCACCCUCGGCUAGCGGGGGAACUUAUGAACAGCUUUCUCUGCAUGGCCAAGUGCGCCUGUUUACUAUGGGUUAGGCAACUGUUGUUUUAUUUUGUGAGGUACUCCCACUCGUUUGUGGUCCCCGCUCACAAGACGGCACUGGAAAAGGUGGACCAACAAUUACUGGCCUGUGAUCAGAACAUGAGGCACUUCUUAGAGACCUACUUCAACAAGAACAGGAUUUUUCAAGAAUCUCAAAAUAAAGAUGAAAAACAGUGACAUUUAAUAUACUUGGAACAAUUUCGUGGUAUGAAUUGCACAUAAAUGUUUUGGAAUGUGUGACAUGUCAUAAGGUUGAAACAAUGCGAAAGAGAA
Molecule: messenger RNA, 1308 nt
Organism: Halichondria panicea
Lineage: Eukaryota; Metazoa; Porifera; Demospongiae; Suberitida; Halichondriidae
Exons: 6
Coding region: 58-1212 (384 amino acids)
Source: RefSeq, a predicted model, not a curated record